AUGGUCUUCCACUCUGCCAACGCUAAGAAAGCGACCAAAGUCAUCAAGGGUAACAAAUGCCCCACGUGCGGCGCGAACGUGUCUCGCGCUACAGAUCUUUCGCGCCAUAUGUUGAUCCAUUCGCCUCACCGUCGUGAGAUGAUGCACCAGUGUCCCUGGAAGGGUUGCGGAUACGCGACGCUCCAGAAGGCCAACCUCAAUACACACAUCAACACCAAACACACGCAUGCUAAGAGGUUCCCUUGCCAAGUCUGCCCUAAGACCUUCAACGACCAGUCGGCGGCCAUCCGCCACCGCAGGGGCAUCCACAACAUGGACACUCGUGCAUUCCGUCGGUUCUGCGCGAUGAAGGACAGCGACUCGGGCUACGAGUCUGAUUCGCCCUCGCGUACCCCCAAGCUGGAGCUCGACAUGUCCGAACUUCUCACAUUCGACGCGCCUUCUGAGCCUCAGAGCGCCCCCGUCGACGUUAGCAUCGACACGUUCGCCGUUCAGACUCACGUCAAAGCCGGAACCUCCGCUACUCCUGAGGUCUACGCCCCCGGCCCGACGACUACAGUCCACCCGACCGAUCUCGCGAUGCUCGAUGCGUUCUGGUCUCAGGAUGGGCAGACCAGUUCGGAUGUAUAUUGCUUCAACGCCCCAGCGCCCACUCCUAUGACUCCCAGGAGCGCGGUGCUCCCCAUGCCCGAGAGCUACCUGCCAUCGUCGCUCGACACGACUAGUGGCUAUGUCUACGGCAACAACGACUUCAUCAACACCCAGUAUUCCGAUGUAUCUUACGCUACUCAGGCCCAGAGCUCGUCGUACGGAUAUGGCAACGCCUUCGACAACAACGCGUUCGACUACUCUGCUCCAUCAUACGCCUUCACUCAGUCGCAGCAGCCUCAGCAACCGCAGUUCGACUUCAACUUCGGCGUCCCUGCACCAGCAUCGACGGCGGUGCCCGAGGGCAACUACGACUUCGAUUCGCAGGACCUCGAGUACUACCUUACCCUCGAGUACCUUCGUCAGCAGCAGCAGCCGGAACAGUGGCCUAUCUGCUAA
Molecule: messenger RNA, 1047 nt
Organism: Coniophora puteana RWD-64-598 SS2
Lineage: Eukaryota; Fungi; Basidiomycota; Agaricomycetes; Boletales; Coniophoraceae
Exons: 3
Coding region: 1-1047 (348 amino acids)
Biological process (GO): regulation of DNA-templated transcription
Molecular function (GO): DNA-binding transcription factor activity, RNA polymerase II-specific; RNA polymerase II cis-regulatory region sequence-specific DNA binding
Source: RefSeq, a predicted model, not a curated record